GUAAAGCCCACACUAUAUGCUGACGUCAGAUCGCAGCUUCCACAGUGCUUCAUUUCGUUCAGUCGGGUUAUGGAACUUGUGUAUCUGGAUUAGCAAGUUUGUUGUAACCAGAAACCACUCCUGCCUCAUGGGAGCACCAAUGGCUGAGUCUAAUAGCUGUGUCAUCAUGUUUAGCCAGUCUCUUGGUGAACUUGUAUGAUCACAUUUUGCGUGUGAUUUUCUUUUUUAGAUAAAGGAAUCUAAAAUCAUCAGAUGAUUUUGAAACAACUCAUAGUUCAUUCUUAUUGAAACAGAGCUGGGUAUUGCUUCCUUUCUAUCAGGUCACUUGCAGAUGCUGCGAUGACCUCAAACUGAAAUUGAAAUCCUUCAACAUCAGCUGAUGUUUAGCACUGUUAAAGCUUCAAGACGAAAAAACAUAGAAGCGUCAUUGUAAUAAAGAAUACAAUUGAGAGUUUAAAAGGAUCUUUAUAAGAUGAGCAGUCAGGCAAACCAGUAUUCGUCUGUAGAGACGAGCAAACAUCCCAGUCACUUCACAACUGUAGAGGUUGGCGAUUCUACAUUCACCAUCCUUCGUCGCUAUUGUAAUCUGCGACCUAUUGGUUCUGGUGCUCAAGGCAUAGUAUGUGCUGCAUGUGAUACAGUCUCCGGACAGAAUGUUGCUAUAAAGAAACUGAGCAGGCCAUUCCAGAAUGUCACACAUGCUAAGAGGGCAUAUCGUGAAUUUGUCCUGAUGAAGCUCGUCAACCAUAAAAAUAUUAUUGGACUCUUAAAUGCAUUUACACCACAGAGGUCACUAGAAGAGUUUCAAGAUGUUUACCUGGUGAUGGAGUUGAUGGAUGCUAACCUGUGCCAAGUGAUACAGAUGGACCUUGACCAUGAGCGUAUGUCCUACCUCCUGUACCAGAUGCUCUGUGGUAUUAAGCACCUGCACUCAGCAGGCAUCAUCCACAGGGAUCUGAAGCCCAGUAACAUUGUGGUUAAGUCCGACUGCACCCUAAAAAUCCUAGACUUUGGCUUGGCACGCACCGCAGGGACCGGCUUCAUGAUGACUCCCUAUGUGGUAACACGCUACUACAGGGCUCCAGAGGUCAUUCUGGGAAUGGGAUACCAGGCUAAUGUGGAUAUUUGGUCUGUUGGCUGCAUUAUGGCUGAAUUAAUACGUGGAACAGUCAUGUUUCCAGGCAGUGAUCACAUCGACCAGUGGAACAAAAUUAUUGAGCAGCUGGGAACACCUAGUCAAGACUUCAUGAUGCGCCUCCAGCCCACCGUUCGCAACUAUGUCGAGAACCGACCAAAAUACCCAGGCUACCCCACUGAAAAGCUUUUUCCUGAUGUCUUGUUUCCAGCAGAAAGUACUGAGCACCAAGGUUUGCGUGCUAGCGUAGCACGGGAUCUUCUAUCCAAAAUGUUGGUAAUUGACCCAGAAAAGCGAAUUUCCGUGGACGAGGCCUUGCGCCAUCCAUAUAUCAAUGUUUGGUAUGAUGAAUCAGAAGUCAAUGGGCCAGCCCCAGCACCAUAUGACCAUUCUGUUGAUGAAAGAGAACAUACUGUAGAGGAGUGGAAAGCUUUGAUAUACCAUGAAGUGAUGGAGUUUGAGAACAGAGAAAGACAAAAAGCUAUGCAACAGCAGAAUCACAAAGAUGGUGCACCUAGCAAAGCAGGUGAUGGAGGAAAAGUGGCUUCAUCUAAUCAAAACCACCAUUGAUGUCACUGGAACUUUUGUGUUUUGUGUAUGUGUGCAUGUGCAUCAGUCUUUUGGGGACAGAGAACGUCCUGCAAGCGUCACAGAUGUGGUGCCACGUUUAAUCUCGCCAGGUAUUCCCACACAGUUUGUUGUUGCGUUUCUGUGGUUCUGUUAACCAACUUGACGAUGCAGAGUGUGAUCAUAGAAACUUAGGACUGUGGGCUGCAUGAAGGCCAUUGCCAGUAUGCAAAUGUUGUGGUGCAGAGAGGGGCACACAGUCUGGAAUAUCACACCUGCUACACAACCUAAACAUACCUAGGCAUCUAGAACCAUGGGACUGCCUGUCCAGUGCAAUUCAUCACUCAUCAUGUUGGUUUGUGUUAGUUCUCUGUUGUACCAUUUGCUGUGCAUGUGGUGACAGAAGUGGGGUAAGCUCAGGUGUAGGACAAGAACCUUUGCAACGACCAGCAUGCCACAGCUCUCUAGACUGCACUUUGGCCACACAGAAGCAUCCUUGGUUUUCGUGACAAGGUGACCCUCAAAGAAAGUGUCUCAAGUUUGGUGGGAGUGGCUCGACUUCCAGACUUUAUCACUUUAAGAGAGUGCCCUAGGGAAUCACUCAUUCCUCAUGUCUGAGAAACGGUGAUACAGAUUUCUUACUCAUUCAGAUUUUCUUAGAAAUAUACAUUUAAACAUUUUCUUUCCCUCACACAUACACACACAAACACAGUUUUAUUUCCCUGUACUUUGCAUGCUUACAUUUAGACCAAUACACCUGGCCAUUGUUUUUGUAUCAUAGUCUUGUCAUCAAGCAUAAUUUAUUUCAGUUUUAGCAUGUCUUUCAUGCUAACAGUGGUCCUCAGGCAAGCAGAUGAAAAGGAUAGCUGUAUCUGCCAUUCUGUAUUUGUUGGCAUGUAGAAUACAGGGUUUCGACUCAUUUGUCCUGAUGGGGUGUGGGAGGUGUAACUUCCAAGUAGCUGAGUUUUUUUAUUUUGUUUUUUUUUUUUUGUUGUUGUUUGUUUUGUUUUGUUUUUUUGGGUUUUUUUUUUACAGUUACUUCUGUGGCCAUCAGUGUUUUGACAGGCCAUUACUACUCUAGCAGUUGCAUAGCUAUUUGUGCAUGCUGGAAGUGAAUGGAUGCAUGAAUGUUGUGCAUGGAUGGGUGGGGGAGGUAAAAAGGUCUGUAUAUUUGAAGGUCAGUUUGUUGUCAUGUAUAAUCCGUUGGCAAAAAUGGCUCCAUGAAUGGCAUUUGUUGUGUUGUGUAGUGUGUGCUAGAUACUGGUAUGUUGUUAGUUUGGGUUUUUGUUUUCCAAAAAAAAAAAACAUUCAUCUUUGUAAAGGUCUAUUUUAAACACAGUAUCCAUGUACAUGGAGCAUUGUCGCAUGUCAAGCCUGUGCAGUUGUUUUAUGUGUGACAUGGCUCAAAGUCCGUUUGACUUUCUCCAUAAGAGCAGCAAUAGUAGAUUAUGCAGCAGCACACAGACUCGACAGUACUGCUUGCUCAGUACUUUGAUGGAACCGCCCCACGUGACUGUAUUUAAAUCAAGAGCUUUCUGGUGACCUCAGUUGUGAGAUCAGGGAUAUCGAGACUUAAUAAAUCAAGACCCCUUCAAAAUCAGGGAUGUAGUUAAAAAACAAAAAAGAAGAAGAAAAACCCUGCCCUUGUGUCACACUGUAGUAAACAAGCUUGUUGAGUACAUUAGUUGUAGCCAGCAUGUCGUCCUCUUUCCACUGUUAGAAAUGUAAAUACAUUUGGGGCUUGUCUUUGUUACUUGAUCAUCACAAACUGCAUAGAGUAUAUGGGCUGUGCAUAGGCAGUUCCUAACCUAGUGAUCUUAGUUUUCCAACUAGUUUUAGAGGUAUAGUGUCUCUUUUUAUCUAGCUUUGAAAUCUUUUAGGUCACCUUUUUAUGUUCAUAAUCACCAAAAUGUCCCAUGUAUCAUUUUGUUUUUUAUAUGCCAUUCCAUCAGUCAAAUGUCCGAGAAGCCAUGCAGCUGUGUUCAUAAAGCAGCUUUCCUUGCUGAACGAGUCUCCUUAAGGAAUGAGAUGAAAUGGGAAUGUUUGUUUUAGAAGACAUGAUUGGGCUGGCCCCAGAUUCAGUUGACUUUGUAGCUUCACUAUGGCUGCUUAGCUUUGCACUGGGAGAUGUGAGUAACUGGGUAACAGCAAAGAAUCCACAAUUUCUAAAAAAAAAAAAAAAAAGCUAAUAAAAGUACCAUUCUUCGUGCAACUUCCUGUGUGUUAUGGAAAGGUAAGAAUUCUAUAGGUUGCAGCCACUGGGGAAGGGAAAUGUGUAUUUACCUUGGCAAAAGAAACUUCAAAAUGUUUAACGCUUAACUAAUGCUUGGUUGUCCAAGGUACUUUUAUUGCAUUUCUUAAAUAAUACUUAUUUGUACAUGUUUUAUUAAGCAUAUUUCAGCAUCAAAAUGUAAAAAAGGAUUUUUAAGAUAAGGUCAUAAUACCAUGUUACAGUUACUCAGAUCUUACCAGUUGUAAUGAAGGCGCUCAUGAACAACAAAUGUAAAGUAAAAUUGAAGCUAUUAUCAGUUUAGUGCAGUCCUUUUGCUUUUGAGCUUUUUAAGCAUUGUCUUGCUUUUAUCUUGAUUGUUGACAUAAAACAUUUUGUAAAGUUGAAGAUUUUCCAAAGAAUUUUUUAGAGGGUCAUGAUUUAAGAGAUGGCUUUGGCUAGAAAUAACAUAUACAAGAAAACUUUGGUUGUUUAAAAAAAAAUGUUGGUGUGGAAGCGCAGGACAGACAGCUGGGCUCAACUUCACAAAAAAAGUAAAGUUUUUAUAGUCCCACUCUAAAUUGUGCUUGUUAAAUUGAAAUCUUGAGCUCAUGGGAUAUUGUUUUAUGUGGCUUGGGUUGAAUGAGUCCUGAGACAACUGGACAAUAUUAGCAUACAGUCAUCCAUUUGGAUCAGAACAAAGCCUGCACCAUCUCACUCUUCUUUUUUAUUUAUUUACAACACAAUUGGCAGAAUUGUCACUGUGUAUGUGGACCUGGAUGCAUAUGUAGAGGCCACAUUUGAUGUCAGGCAGCUAUGUUGGUUUCCCAGGAAGGCGGCCGUUUUCACAGAGGCUGCAGCAGUACAGAGGGAGCUGUCCUGUUAAAAUUAAGCCUCCUUGGCAAUACAGAGAGAGCUAUCCUGUUAAAAAGUAAGGCAGCAGGAACUGAUGGAAGUUGCUGGUUCCUGUACCUUAAUGUCAACUGCCAAGGAUACUUGUAAGAUAACAGGUUUCAGGCUAGGUUUAAAGACUAUGGGUCUGUGUAAUAGUCAUCUGUCACUAGCCACACUUUUUAUAGGGUUGUUGGUGAGAUGCUACCAACUCCACAAAGUGUAGAGCUUGAUCCAGAUUCUAUGAUCUUGAGUGGAUAUUAAGAUUUCUAUUUGUCUUGCGGAAACAAACAUUUUCCAAAAAGUCCUUUUCUUGAUCCACAAGCAGCCCAGUUCUAGUUUGGCAUAGAUGUAAAGAAAAAAAAAUUGUACAUCUUGGGGAAACUCCUGCUUGAGGUUGAGUUACUUUGUGAACAUAAUAGACUUACAAUUGCUGCUGGCAUUCUCCAAAUAACCUGCAUCUAGCCCAUAAUAGCUACCUAGGCCACAAAUAAAGGUCUAUUAAAAAGCAGUUCAUGAAUGUCAAGGUCAUAUGUAUUGUGCACUUUUUUCCCAGUUCAGAAUUCCAACUUGGCACUUGAAGAGAUGCAAAUAAAGGUUUCAUGAAAAUG
Pomacea canaliculata is the source of this 5413-nucleotide messenger RNA. Its product is annotated as stress-activated protein kinase JNK-like. Gene Ontology annotation, cellular component: cytoplasm; nucleus. The record is from RefSeq and is a predicted model, not a curated record. Lineage: Eukaryota; Metazoa; Mollusca; Gastropoda; Architaenioglossa; Ampullariidae. Gene Ontology annotation, biological process: protein phosphorylation; JNK cascade. The transcript has 11 exons. Gene Ontology annotation, molecular function: ATP binding; JUN kinase activity. Bases 473 to 1705 code for a protein of 410 amino acids.